AUGAAAUACCUGAGAUUUUUACUUUAUUUCUUUCUAUUUUUAUUAUACAUCAAUCAAGUCCAAGCAGAAUGUGUUGGAAAUUUAACCCGAAGAGACGAACCGAGAACCAACACGCUCGGAUGCUUUAUAAAAGACAACUUAUCCAAUGACACAUUAGAUGGUCUUACGAAAAUAAAUUUCUCAGAUCCAUACACUGACAGAGACAGAAUUCUAAUGGACCCAGGGUUAUGUAUAAUGUUUUGUGCCAACUACCUUUUCAAUUAUAGCGCUUUAAUAAGAGGAAGCGAGUGUCGAUGUGGAAAUCAAGAUGGCCUUAAAGCAUAUAUUCAAACCAGUAAUUCGUCUUGCAAUAUCCCUUGUGUCGGUAACGAUUCUUACUAUUGUGGUGGACAAGAAGCAUACACAAUUUAUACCGCGGCAUUAGCUCAUAACAAAAUUCCUUCAGGUGGAUUACCUCCUAUUAAUAAAAAAUUAGAUAUAUUGAAUAGUCUCAAAAAUGACACCAGUUAUAAAGGUUGUUUUAAAGAUAGCCCAUAUUGCAACGUUAGAAGUUUAAAUGGUAUACAAUAUGAGGAAGAGCAUAUGACUGUAGAUACGUGUAUAAAGUAUUGCAGUCAGCAAAAUUACAAGUAUGCAGGAUUAGAGUUGGCGACUCAAUGUUUUUGCGGCAAUUCUUACGAUAGCUUCACUGCCCUCAGUUCGGAAGACUGUGGUUCUAGUUGUGGUGGAAAUAGCUCCCAAGUUUGCGGAGGACAUUUGGCUCUGAGUAUUUACGAAGUACCCCCCAAUCCUGUGCCUUCUAAUUCAUCUUCGUCUUCGCUAUCAGUUGGUAUUAUUGCAGCCAUUGUCAUUGGUGGCAUUUUGAUCUUCAUUCUGAUCCUUUUUUUAAUUAGAAACAAGUUAUUGCCGUUGAUAAGAAAUUCACCAUCGAAUGAACCGGAUGAGACAACAGUAUCGGAUAUUGGGGGCGCACAAAAUCCGACUGAAGCGAAAGAGACAACAGUAUUGGGUAUUGGGGGAUCACAAAAUCAGACUAUAACGAAAGAGACAACAGUAUCGGGUAUUGGGGGCGCACAAAAUCCGACUGAAGCGAAAGAGACAACAGUAUCGGGUAUUGGGGGAUUACAAAAUCCGACUGAAACGAAAGAGACAACAGUAUCGGGUAAUAGGGGAUCACAAAAUCCGACUGAAACGAAAGAGCCAACAGAGACGGUUGAAAUAGUAACAGUAUCGGGUAAUGAGGGAGCAGAAAAUCUGACCGAAAUAAUUAAUACGAAAAAUCCAGAAAAUUAA
This is a messenger RNA of Acaulospora morrowiae, 1293 nucleotides long. Lineage: Eukaryota; Fungi; Glomeromycota; Glomeromycetes; Diversisporales; Acaulosporaceae. The record is from the annotation of a GenBank genome assembly.